CGAAACGGGACGAACGUCUGCCGAAACCACGGAACUCACGAACGAAAAGCGUUCGAAUUUCAAUCGGAACUUUUUUGCGGACUUGCUAUUCGCUAAUUGUGAUUAUACAGUGCGUGCCUAAAGGAGUUUGCAACUUUUAAUGUUUUGAUUACUCUACUAAAAAAGCUAGGGAAUAUGGAGACCGUCAUUCAAUAUUUACUUCUGGCUCUUGCACUGACCUCAGUGCAAAUAUCCUUUACUGAAAGCCGUCUAAAUGAAAAACGUAGAGAUAAAACCGAAAGGAGAUAUCAUGCUGUGCAGACUAAAGAUAAUAUGUGCGAAAUAACAAACAGAGAAUCAAAAGUACACUGCUAUUGUGAAAACACGGCUAUAAAAACCGCUACACGAGCGGACUGCUGGGUUUUUAAUGGAGGUAUAGACGAAACCGAUCCAAUUUGGACGAGCUUUAGUUCGCAACCGAAUCUUGAAAGAUUAACAUUCAACGUAAGGUCAGACGGUGCACUUAAAUUCAUUCCCUUACAAGUAAUCCAUCGUUUAAAGAAAUUGCAGAAGCUAUUCAUUCAUUACGCGACAUUAAAUAAAAUCGAGAAGAAGACCUUCACGAACAUGUCUACAGUUAAAGAAAUAACAUUGAUGAAUGAUAAAAUAAUGGAAUUAGAUUUUUCCGCAUUCUCUAAUCUACCAGCACUCGUUAAUUUAACGAUAAAAGGAAACAAAGUAACUGAAAUACAGCGAGAUGUUUUUGUUGACUUACCAAAUCUCAGAUAUCUUGAUUUGUCGUCUAACACUAUCGGUCUUACUCAUGAUGGAUGUUUCGAACAUUUAAACGUUCUUAAUGAUUUGGUACUUGAGGCAAAUUUAAUUUCAGUGUUAACUAGAGAUACCUUUAAAGGUCUAGGUAAUUUAACGAGAUUGGAUUUGAGAUCGAAUAAAUUGUCAAUGAUUGGAGAUUUGACAUUUUCAGAAUUGUGGAAUUUAAACGAACUCCUUUUAGACAAUAACGAAUUGAAAUAUUUAUCUGAAAGGGCCUUUGAUGGAUUGGCUUUGCUCCAGAAAUUAUCUAUGACUGGAAAUCAAUUGCAAUCCAUUAACGAGGGACUAUUGGAAGGCGUUAGAGGACUGGAAUUAUUAGAUUUGAGAAAUAAUGAAAUUGAAUUAUUAACUUACGAGACUGUUAAACCAAUUCUUGAAAAUUUAAAGAUGAAAACGUCGGUUUUGUAUUUAAGUGGUAAUCAAUUAAACUGCGAUUGUCGUUUGUCAUGGAUACAGCUAUUACGUAAUGAAACAAAAAGUGAACCUCUGCGAAUAGCACUAGACGAAGUAACAUGUGUACCUAAUACUGCUCAAAAUAAGGGCCUCACUAAGGGCUUAAAUGGACAUAUAAUACAGGAUGAAAAAUCUGUUAAAAAGGAAAACUUAUUCGAACAAGAAUCUAACAGCGAUGUCUUCCAACAGGAUGGCAAUGAUGAAGAACUGUAUGGAGAAAGCAACCCGUCUUAUAAAUUUGAGGCAACUUUAAAACCAAUCCCUAAUCAAAUUGCAUUAGUCGAUAUACCUACAGAAUCUUUGCCUUGUCCGGGCCAGCUAACACAGAACGGGGAAGAUUCUUUGAUGCUUUCAUCGAAAGACGAAAGUUAUUGGCAACCAAAUUCUAGUUUGAAGAUAUUAUCAAGUUUGUCGUUAGUGCUAACAUUAGUAAUAGAUUCUAACGAAAAUGCUAUAAAUAUUAACUCCUUGACAAAAUGUAUGUCUCUGUCCAACGAUAGAGGUCUAUCGUCGAAAAUGAUGAUGAAAAAUUCUGAUUCCAUACGAACGGCAAGUUGUGAACGGCAGCCGUCGCCACCUGUCGACGGCAGCCGUCGCCACCUGUCGACGACAGUCGUCAACGCGUCGACGGCAGCAGUCAAUACUUCGACGGCUGCCGCCGACAGGUGGCGACGCUUGCAGUUGUAG
This is a messenger RNA of Nymphalis io (European peacock), 1953 nucleotides long. RefSeq names its product connectin-like. Gene Ontology annotation, molecular function: protein binding. NCBI's taxonomy places the organism in Eukaryota, Metazoa, Arthropoda, Insecta, Lepidoptera, Nymphalidae. The record is from RefSeq and is a predicted model, not a curated record. The coding region runs from base 175 to 1953 and encodes 592 amino acids. The transcript is spliced from 5 exons.